CUGAGGAGAGGCGGAGUCAGGACUAACAUCAGUUCUUAGUGUUGAUCUGAUCUGUGCUGUAAUCAGACCAUGAAGUAUGUGUUCCUAUGAUGCUCUCUCAGGGAAGCUUCCAGGCAGUAAGAUCCAGCAUUACUGAACCACAACUAGCUGAAACCUAGUCUCUACUCGUUAAAGUCUCUCCAUCACCUGAAAUUAAAAUAAGUGAAAUGAAGAAGUUUAAGCGCCGUUUCUCACUGUCAGCUCAUCGGACGGAAACUAUUGAAGAGUCACUUGCGGAGUUUCAGGAACAAAUCACCAACCAGAUAAAGAACAGGAGGAAUGAUGAUAUCGCACACGAGAAUCUUCCACUGACCUUGAGUGUGCACACAGACCAGGUGACAUCAGAAGAUGGCCAUUCUCCAAAUCCCCUGCGUUAUAGGAAUCACCGACAGCGCAGGUUCUCAAUGGAGGACUUCAGCAAGAGGCUCUCUCUACCGAUGGAUAUCAGACUACCCGAGGAGUUCCUGCAGAAGCUACAGCUGGAGAGUCCACCCCUGCCCAAGACUCUGAGCAGAACAUCACGGAGAGCUUCUCUGUCGGACAUCGGUUUUGGGAAGCUGGAGACUUAUGUCAAAUUGGACAAAUUGGGUGAGGGAACUUAUGCCACAGUGUUUAAGGGUAGAAGCAAAUUAACCGAAAACCUGGUGGCACUGAAGGAGAUCCGACUGGAACAUGAAGAGGGAGCUCCGUGCACUGCAAUACGAGAAGUUUCGUUGCUGAAGAAUCUGAAACAUGCAAACAUUGUCACUCUGCACGACAUCAUUCACACUGACUGCUCACUCACCCUCGUCUUUGAGUACCUGGACAGUGACCUGAAACAAUACAUGGACAACUGCGGGAACAUCAUGAGCAUGUACAAUGUCAAGAUAUUCAUGUUCCAACUAUUGAGAGGCCUGGCUUAUUGCCACAAACGCAAGGUUCUACAUCGAGACCUGAAGCCACAGAACCUACUCAUUAAUGAACGAGGAGAGUUAAAACUGGCUGAUUUCGGUCUGGCCAGAGCCAAAUCUGUUCCAACUAAGACCUAUUCCAAUGAAGUGGUAACCUUGUGGUACCGACCCCCAGACGUCCUUAUGGGCUCCACAGAAUACUCAACGCAGAUCGAUAUGUGGGGAGUUGGUUGUAUUCUUUAUGAAAUGGCUGCGGGAAGGCCUCUGUUCCCUGGGUCCACAGUGAAGGAGGAAUUGCACUUAAUUUUCAGGCUUUUAGGGACUCCAGCAGAAGACACAUGGCUGGGAAUUACAUCCAAUGAAGAAUUCAAGGCUUAUAAUUUUCCUUACUACCGACCACAACCAAUGAUACAUCAUGUUCCCAGAUUGGACGCUGAAGGUCUAGACCUUUUUGCAAACCUUUUACUGUACGAGGCCAAGAAGAGGAUUUCAGCUGAGGAUGCUCUCCAACACCUUUAUUUCAAGAACUUGGGUGAAAGAGUGCACUUUCUACCAGACACUGUUAGUAUUUUCACAUUGAAAGAAAUCCAGUUGCAGAAGGAUCCUGGUUAUCGAAGGUCUUCAUAUCCCCAGUCUGCCCGAGGCAAGAAUCGAAGGCAAAGUGUUUUAUUUUAGACGGCUCUGUGCUCCUGCCUCGUCCCCACAUUACAGAAGAACACGGUCACUAUAUGGUGGGGGUGUGGAGAGAGAGUUGAGAGUGGGGGCAGCUUCAUUAUUGCAGCAUGGAAUGGGACCAGGUGAGGCUCCAGCAGUAAUCCAAGAUGAUGUCUUCGUGAGAUCAGCAUCCUUCAACUGUGAUGCUACACAUUAACUAAAAUCACCAGGAACAGGAGGACUCCACUCACAGCCUCAGGUUUGCUCUACAAUUCGAUUAGAUUCUAACCCCACUAACUCAACUUUGGCACUAAAUGCUGAAUCUUCAUCAAAGAUAUUUGGUAUCAAUCCCAAUGCACAACCUGGCUUCAUUGCCUGAGUGCCCAGUUACAACUGUGCCCAUUACUAUAUAUCCUCAUACCUGCCCUCGUCUCCAAUACUGCAUCCCAAUACAGCAGUUUAGCUAAUGCACUGUAGCUGUCUUCCGAUCAGUUUAGGACUAUCCAGCAUUGACACCGAACAGCUGACUCCCCUCUUCCCUGCAUCCUUGCCUUUGCAGAGAUUAAAGAAUGCUGCUGAUAAUUUUUCCUCAAAACUGCACAUCGAAAGCAUCCAUGCAUCUUUAUUCAGUAGGUUCAUGGGACACGAAUUCACUGCAGGCCUAAGGGGACAAGAGUCACAGUGGUCUCCAGGAGAACAGGUUCAUUGCAGGCGCUAAUGGGCAUAGAUUCAGGACAUCUCAGGGUUUAUGGCAGGCACAGAGGGCAAGGGUGAUAGCAGACAUAGUGGGCACAGGUUCAUGGCAAGUCCAUAGGGUACAGGGUCACAGUAGGAUCACAUGAGAUCAUAAUUAGUAUGAGUUUGGUUCUUUCUUCCCUGUCUUCCUUCAUCAUUCCCUCCAUCAUUUUUUAUCCCUUCCUUUCCUUUCUUCACUCCCUUUUCC
Molecule: messenger RNA, 2526 nt
Organism: Chiloscyllium plagiosum (whitespotted bambooshark)
Lineage: Eukaryota; Metazoa; Chordata; Chondrichthyes; Orectolobiformes; Hemiscylliidae
Product: cyclin-dependent kinase 18-like
Biological process (GO): protein phosphorylation
Cellular component (GO): nucleus; cytoplasm
Molecular function (GO): ATP binding; cyclin-dependent protein serine/threonine kinase activity
Source: RefSeq, a predicted model, not a curated record